UUCAUUCAAUUUUCAAUUUAGAAACGCAAAUCGGAAAACAAAAAACGGGGCAUUUUUUCUAUUUCCAUUUCUUAAACAAACAUCGGACAAUCAAUUUAAUGACCCUUUUAAAAGAAAACCAUUGCAUUUUCCUAUCCAAAAGUUAGUUUUCGGGGAAGGCCUCGAACUUCUGUAUUUCCAUUUUCAAUUCUCAGUUUUUACGCUUUCCUGUCUGUGGCCCGGAAAUAAAAUAAGUAAUUGCGCGGAGUGAUCCGUGUUGCUGGACGUGCAGGAAACAGUGCGUCCGUGUACCUUACUGGUGUUGGUGCAUUCACAAUUCAUCUGCACUAUGGACUCGAGUUUUAUCCUUUUUAAAGGAAACAAAAGGAUAACCCUUAAGGAGAGCGACAUGAUUGGAGAUAAAAUCGCUAGAAUAUUCCAGGUAUAUGCUCCUAGCUUGUACAUAACUGAUGAUGACAAUGUGGCCAUAUUCCCGGGAUCAGCUGGACAUUUCAGCUGCUUGGACCUCAAACAUCGUGGCCACUAUGAGGUUCAUGGGGAUGAUAUUGGUCUACCAGUUGCCGAGCAGAGUCAUCCAUUGUCAGGCCAGAACCGUUUCCAGUUCCACCGUACAGCACAGCCCACUGCUGCUCUAGGGUCACCUGCUCAGGCUAUAGCUCCCACUCCCCCCCGAGCAAGCAUGAGUAACACCUUCCAAAGGUCUGUCUUCAUCGCUGAGCUCAGCCAGGGGAAACUGAAGCCUACUCGUAUGGUUGUUCUCAGACUGUUUGAGUUUGAAGCCACAACCACAGGUAUCCUUGCAAAAAUACACGAUGCCCUGCAGAGUGAUGACCCUCUCAUCCUGACCGAUGCCCAGGGAAAUGAGAUUGUGGACUCCGAAGGGACAAGAGGCUCCAAGUAUUGGAAGCAAAAUGCAAAAAAGUUUCUUGCUGUCCCAGAGCAGAUCUUCCAUGAGUUCCAGAAAGGAACAAAGGCAAAGAAACUGAGUCUUAAAGAUAUGGACUCCACAAGUCUUCAGGAAGUUCAUGAUAAAAUAGAAGAAGUGAUCUUGGCUGCUCAAGGACUGAGUGAAGUCACCACAGUCCUGAAGGACCUAUCAACACAGGCCAGCGACACCAGGGGCGCUAUGCUGGUUCUGACCAACACCAUGAUAACACACAUGAAGGAGGCCUUUGGCUGUAUUGUGUGCAAAGGGCUCAUGGAAGAACCUGUGAUUGCUGUCUGCUGCAAAAGCUUUGUUGGCUGCAAAAACUGCGUUGACCAGUGGAUGCUGACAUCUGACCAGUGCCUCAAAUGCAGGGCGGAUGAGUUCUCUGUCAAUGCACACAGGCUGACCAGUCUUGACAAUGUUCUCUCCAUACUGGGUGGUGUCAUUAAGAUGGAUUAACCUUUUGAGUGUGAUUGUAUCACAUUCAGUGAUUUAAACCUGAUUACCUCUGUUAUAGUACAUCUGGCUAAUUGCCUUGUUCAAAGUCAGUUGGAAUUUUGCACUUGUUCAACAGCUGUAGAGGAUACAGAUCUUUUUUUAAUUUCAUGUUGCACUUUGUAAAAAUAUGUUCACUGGGUGGGGAACAUCGUUUAAUAUUCAACACUGUUAUGGUAGCAAGUGUUCGAUUUUGGUUGCAAUUAAAAGAAUACACAGUA
Molecule: messenger RNA, 1644 nt
Organism: Scatophagus argus
Lineage: Eukaryota; Metazoa; Chordata; Actinopteri; Scatophagidae
Exons: 6
Coding region: 329-1387 (352 amino acids)
Source: RefSeq, a predicted model, not a curated record